Closterium sp. Yama58-4 is the source of this 2001-nucleotide messenger RNA. The record is from the annotation of a GenBank genome assembly. NCBI's taxonomy places the organism in Eukaryota, Viridiplantae, Streptophyta, Zygnematophyceae, Desmidiales, Closteriaceae.
AUGACCAUCACCAUCCGCGAUCGCAGGGGCUAUAAGAAACAGCAGCAGCUGCCAUGUAAGGACCCCACAUGCUCCUGCCGCAAGGCAGAGAACAGCGGAGUCGCCCCCACCCCGCCGCUGCUCGCCUGCGCGCUCGUCUCCCGCCGCUGGCUGCGCCUCUCUGCGCUUCUCCCCCGCGCCAUCACUGUUCCCCCGGGCCUGCUAUUACACCCCCGCGCCCUCCUGCGUACCUUCUCCUCCUUUCCCCACCUGCGUUCCCUCACGCUACACGGGGACUCUUGCCGAAGCAUCGGCAGCAGCAGCAGAGGGACCAUCAGUGAUUGGCUCAUCGCUCGCCUGGCAGCGCUGCCGCAGCUGACGUCACUGUCGCUCGUUGGCGUUGCGGCAAUCCCGAGGCUCUCCCCCUUGGCGCCCUCCUUGCUGUGCUUGGAAAUCCGUGGCGCAGGGGAGGGGGUGACGUGUCUCCCCGGAAAAUGCCUUGGGCAGCUGACGUGUCUGCAGGAGCUGGUUUUGCGGGAUUGCUUGGCGCUGCGGCAGCUUCCGGCGUCGCUUGCACUGCUGCCGUCGCUGCAGCGCAUUCGCGUGGACGGAUGCUAUUCGGUGACGCUUGAUGCUUGGACGCUCAGAGAUAGGAAUGACUCUGGGUUGGCGGCUGUGCCGUUUGUGAGGGAGGAUGGGGAGCGAGAGAUGGGGGAUGGGCAAACGCCAAGGAAUGGCAUCAAGCGUGAGAGUGAUGAGGGGGAUGUGGAGGCAAGCUGUGGGCAGCAACUGCCACCUCAGUGGCGAAGGCGACAGCGUCGGCAACGGAAAAGGUUCUGCCGCUGCCAAGACAAGGUUUGGCAGCAGCAGCAGCAGCAGCAGCAGAGCACAAAGGGUUGUGUCACAACUGUCACGGCAGUAGCACAGCCGCGCCAGCCCCUGUUCUUCUCCAAGCUGCAACAUUUUGAGCUUGCUGACGUGUCAGCUCUGCAGCACCUGCCACGUGGCAUCCUCCAGCACCACUUGCUCAAGCACCUCGUGCUAGACGGCUUCUCAGGCGCCUCUCUUUCUGCUGCUUGCAGCGUUGACUCCGAAUCUCCCAUCCACACGCCCAGCCUGCAACAUCUGGUGCUGCGCAACCUUCCAAAACUUUCUCAGCUGCCCGAUUGCCUUUCACAGCCCACUGCAUGCCCGUCCCUCACCAUCCUUUCCAUCGAGAACUGCCCGUGCAUCUCUUCCCUCCUCACUCCUCCUCCCAGCCUGCACACCUUAAAGCUCCGCAAUCUUCCCAACCUGACGUCCAUCUGUGAUCCACUGCGUACCCACUGCCCAUCCCUCUCUGUACUCGUUAUAGAACGAUGCGCCAACCUCCAUUCUGUGCCGUGCUUCCCGUCGCGCAGCCUGUCACACGUGGAGAUUCGCAACCUCCCAAACCUCACAGCGCUCACAGGCCCUUCCUCACUCCUCAACCCCUCCUCCUCCUCCUCCCCUCGCCUCUCCAUCCUCGCAAUUGAGAACUGCCCUCUCCUUGCUACAAAUUCUAUAAAUGCUAUAAAUGCCUUAAAUGCCUCUGCACAAGUCCCUUUCGCCUUCAAGUUUCCCAACCUGAGGGAGCUAUGGCUGCAGGACCUUCCUCUGCUGCACGAGCUACCGCCCUCCUUCUCUUCCCUCUCCUCCCUGCAGCGUUUGGUCAUCACGCGCUGCCACGGGCUCAACUCACUCCCUGACUGCCUGCCGGAGCUCCCCUUGCUGCGCGAUCUCGCCCUCGUAGUAAACCACAACCUCACCGUCCCCAGGGAUUUCCUGCCGCGCCUGCACUCGGUUCGUCGCCUGGUGGUGCACCGGGGGGGGAGGGUGAGGCCACAGUUUGCGCUGCCCCCGCGGGUGAAGGAGCUUCACACAGAUGACUUCUGCAGUGAGGUGCUGCGCUUGUAUGAGCUGGAGACACUGGAGGUCGGAGGAGGGGUGCAGAGGAAGAGGAGGGCAAUGGCGGCUUUAAUGAAGACAGCAGCAGCGAGAUAA